AUGGCGGCGCUAACCGAGACCCCGCCCGAUAGGUUCCAGAAACAUGUCGCAUUUGACAAUGUUCCAACCGGCGAACCGACCAAGAAUAAUGCCAUUUCGUUCACACUCAAUGUUCGACACAUGGGCUACCAGGCUAGACGCAGAUCACGGUGCUUCAUGGUUGGAGUUGACGAGCAUACCUACUCCGAUUAUGCUUUGCAGUGGCUUCUGGACGAGCUUGUCGACGACGGCGACGAAGUUGUUUGUGUGCGAGUAGUUGAGAAGGACUUGCGUUACUCGAGUAGGGAAUAUCGAGAAGCUGCUGAGAAGGUCAUGCGAGGUAUUCUUGACCGUAAUGGCAAUAACAGGGCCAUCAAUAUUAUUCUUGAAUACGCCGUUGGCAAGUUGCACACGACUUUCCAGCACCUGAUGUACCAGCCUGCAAUGCUCAUUGUGGGGACUAGGGGACGUACACUUGGUGGUCUACAAGGACUGGUUAACACACGCAAUUCUUUCUCCAAAUACUGUCUCCAAUACUCGCCUGUACCUGUAGUCGUGGUACGACCUACGGAGAAGCGCGUUAAGAAGAAGACUAAGCGGGCUAACGACUCUGCACGACAAACCUAUGUGAGCAUGUUGGCCGCAACAGCUGGAAAGCACGAAGCCGAUAGCGAGGCAAGCAGCACUUACGAGCUAGAGAUUCAAAACUCUCCCGACGAGGAAGCCCAUCAGGUUGCACGUGCCUUGGGGCUACCUGCAGCUUUUGAUCCGACGAUCAAGCCCCUUAAUCAUGGUCACGUGCUUAACGUCAAACCGCAGGCCUCCGUCAGUACAUCUACCGAAGCACCGGAAAACCAACGAGUUAUCAAAGACGAUGACGGCGAAAGCGAUGAGGAUGACGACGAUGACGAUGAUGACUCAGGUGAAUUCGAGGUUGUUAGUGGACAACAGGCUCUAGAUCAGGAGAAGUUGGAGCAGCUUCACAAGAUGGAAGUAGGCGAAGCAGCGGCGUUCAAGAUGAAGGUUGACGACCUAGAAGAUGACUGA
Fusarium coffeatum is the source of this 1026-nucleotide messenger RNA. RefSeq lists its product as uncharacterized. Bases 1 to 1026 code for a protein of 341 amino acids. Lineage: Eukaryota; Fungi; Ascomycota; Sordariomycetes; Hypocreales; Nectriaceae. The record is from RefSeq and is a predicted model, not a curated record. The transcript is spliced from 2 exons.